Hansenula anomala is the source of this 1433-nucleotide messenger RNA. RefSeq names its product RNA exonuclease (gene NGL2). The transcript is spliced from 2 exons. The record is from RefSeq and is a predicted model, not a curated record. Gene Ontology annotation, molecular function: poly(A)-specific ribonuclease activity. The coding region runs from base 1 to 1389 and encodes 462 amino acids. Lineage: Eukaryota; Fungi; Ascomycota; Saccharomycetes; Phaffomycetales; Wickerhamomycetaceae.
AUGUCAGAAGAAACACAAGCUCCAGUACCUGCAAAACAGCCAAAAGCUUCCAAGAAAAAGAAAGGUUCCAAAAAUCCUGCUGAAAUCACUCCAGAAUAUAUAGCUGAACAACGAGCCAAAAGAGAAGCAGCUAAAAAGGCAAAAAAAGAUGCACUUAUAGCCCAGGGAAUUGAUCCAGAACAGGUUGAUACUCCACCUGAUCUAAGGUUUAUUUCAAGACCAAUCUUAAAAAUACCAAGAGAUGAAUCUGACCCGCUAUUUAGUAAAAAUGGUGUUAAUGUGAAGAUUAUGACUUAUAACGUUUUGGCACAAGCGCUUAUUAGAAGAACAUUGUUUCCAACGAGUGGUAAUGCAGUCAAGUGGUUCAAAAGAUCUCAAGUGUUGUUGAGUGAAUUCAAACAUUACAAUUGUGACGUUUUAUUAUUACAAGAAGUGGAUCAUGUUCAAUUCAAUUCCUUUUGGAGAUCUGAAUUCGAAAAAUUGGGUUAUGGUGCUGUGUUUAAUAGAUGGGGUGAUAAGAACCAUGGUGUUGCUAUAUUUUUCAGAAAUAUCACUAAAAAUGUGGGUCUAAUAUUAGCAUUGAAGUUCAAGGAUUCUAUAUUACAAGAAUUCCCAAAAACAGACAAGAAGGGGAUUCUUGUUGGUACAACACAUCUUUUCUGGCAUCCAUUUGGUACAUACGAGAGAACAAGACAGACUUAUGUCAUUCUGAACAAGUUUAGAGAGUUCAUUAAUAGAGUUCAGGUCUUACAAAAAGGUUCCUGGUUUCAUUUCUUUGGUGGUGAUUUCAAUGCUCAGCCCUAUGAUGCACCUUAUCUAUCCAUUACUUCGAAACCAAUACACUAUGAUACUCGUUGUAAAACAGUCAUUGAAUGCUCUACAUCUUUUCAAUAUUCAAAAUUGCGUGAAGGUCUAGAGGAUGAAGAUGAAGAUGGUGGUAAUAUUGAGAAAUUUGGUGAAAAUCAGCCACAGCAUCCAGUCCCAGAUUCAUUUACUCCAACUGAAGAACAGGCACAGAUUGUUAAGGAUAUGGAAGAUUUACACAACUUACAACCAAUGAGGGCUAUAUCAUUGUACUCUGUUGCAUAUAAGCUUCUCCAUCCUGAGAAUUCAGGCUUAGAUAAUGAGAAAGGAGAACCAGAAGUAUCAAACUGGGCACAUGCUUGGAGAGGUUUACUUGAUUAUAUAUUUUACAUUACAGAAUGGGACUUGAAGUCAGACUCACAAGUCAAGAGCUUAUCCGAAUUUGAACAAUUAACUAACGUGAAAAUUAAUGGUUUAUUGAGAAUGCCACCUGGAAAAGAGAUGACUGAACACGGCCAACCACAUGAAGGUGAAUACCCAAGUGAUCAUUUAUGUAUGAUCGCCGACUUGACACUAAUAUUAUAGAUUGCACAAAAUACUACAUCAUGAUACUAAUCUAUCAAAUUUCC